This is a messenger RNA of Triticum dicoccoides, 1056 nucleotides long. RefSeq names its product protein MIZU-KUSSEI 1-like. The coding region runs from base 73 to 840 and encodes 255 amino acids. The record is from RefSeq and is a predicted model, not a curated record. NCBI's taxonomy places the organism in Eukaryota, Viridiplantae, Streptophyta, Magnoliopsida, Poales, Poaceae. Gene Ontology annotation, biological process: hydrotropism. The transcript has a single exon.
GCCCCUUUGCUUAAGAAAAAAGCCUCGCUGCACCAACUCGAUCGCCAAGUACAGGUUCUAUCUCACUCGUCGAUGCCGUCUUUCAUCGACGGCCCCAGUCUCCGGUCGCUGCUCCGGCCGUCCACAAACGGGCGCCGGACCAAGACCCCAGACAGCGCCGGUGGCGGCGGCGGCGACGGCAAAGGAGGCGGGCAUGGAGGAGGGAUCUUCAAGAUGUUCAAGCUCAUGCCGAUGCUCUCGUCGGGGUGCAAGAUGGUGGCGCUGCUGGGCCGGCACAACAGCAGGGCGCUCCUCGCCGACCACGCGACGACGGUGACGCUCUUCGGCCACCGGCGCGGCCGCGUCAGCCUGGCCAUCCACGAGGACACCCGCGCGCCGCCGGUGUUCCUCAUCGAGCUGCCCAUGCUCACCAGCGCGCUGCACAAGGAGAUCGCGUCCGGGGUGGUCAAGCUCGCGCUGGAGAGCGACACCCGCAGCGCGCGCCGCCGGCUCGUGGAGGAGUACGUGUGGGCCGUCUUCUGCAACGGCCGCAAGGCCGGCUACUCCAUCCGCCGCAAGGACGCCUCCGACGACGAGCGCCACGUCAUGCGCCUGCUCCGCGGCGUCUCCAUGGGCGCCGGCGUGCUGCCGGCCGCGCCCGAGAAGGACGGCGGCGUGCCCGCGGGGCCCGACGGGGAGCUCACGUACGUGCGCGCCCGCGUCGAGCGCGUCGUCGGCUCCAAGGACUCCGAGGCGUUCUACAUGAUCAACCCCCACGAGGGUGGCGUUGGAGGCGACGGUGGCGGCGACGACGACGGCAGCGCACCGGAGCUGAGCAUUUUCCUAGUGAGAAUGAAGUGAACAAAGUAAAGAGAUCAGUGCUUCGUCUUCCGUAUAGUAGCAACUCCAAUGCAGCGACCCAAACAGACGCUUAUUUUGCUUCUCUUUCUGGAUACCCUCAAUCCCUCAUGCGAGCAGGUCACAUCAGUUUUCGGCGAAAUUGGAAUAUACAUAGAGAGAUUAUGUGUAAUAUAGCAAGUUUAAUGUACAUAUCCAUCCAUGCUGGACAGUUACCUC